Molecule: messenger RNA, 834 nt
Organism: Daucus carota subsp. sativus
Lineage: Eukaryota; Viridiplantae; Streptophyta; Magnoliopsida; Apiales; Apiaceae
Product: stigma-specific STIG1-like protein 2
Exons: 1
Coding region: 87-536 (149 amino acids)
Source: RefSeq, a predicted model, not a curated record
UACAUCUCAUUCUCUACCAGCUCCCAAAAGUAAACCAUCACAUAUUCACAACAUACCUACUAGCAAUUCGAAUUCUUUUAUUAAUAAUGGCGGCCACGACUAUCCGAGUUAUCGUCUUCGUGACAACUAUGACUAUGGCACUCACGGUUCUCCUCACCAUGAAGCAUCUCAGCUUCGACGAAAGCAGCAGCCUCCACGACAAUACUGCUGCUGAUGAGGUUCUUGUAAUGCCGUUUAAAAGAGUGAACCGUUUUCUCGCUGAGGAGCGAAACCCGAGAGCCGCUGAUCACUGCCACAAAGACAAUGAAGUGUGUAACUACCAAGGAACAAACUCCACUUGCUGCAACAACAAGUGCCUGGACCUAUCAACUGACAACAAGAACUGCGGAGCCUGCAAGAACAAGUGCAAGUACACGGACACGUGUUGCAGAGGAGAAUGUGUGGACACUACGUACGAUAAAAGGCACUGCGGAGAAUGCAACAAUAAAUGUUCCCCUGGGGGUUAUUGCAUAUAUGGUCUCUGCGACUACGCUUGAUUAAGAUCCCGCCAACAUUAAUACAUUAUUAUUUCUGGUUAGUUAUCAGCGAUAUAUAUCAAGAAUGAUGUUCGCCGAUAUCUAAUCAUACUAUCAAUAAAGAAAAGCCACAGCUUGUGGUUGUUAUAUAUAUACACCGCGAGAUACUAAGAUUUUUGUGAAUUGAUCACAAUAUACAAGAUUGUAAUGUGUACAUGGAUGUUUUUCUAAGGUGCAGUAUCAUAUGUUUUGCGAGUAUGGAGCCGUUUGGCUAAUGUAAACAAGUUAUUUAUGAGAGUUAAGUUAUAUAUUUUGAGAA